CUUUUAUCUCAAAAUCAAGUACACAAACAAAUGCAUUCUCUUAACGUCCCAAAACGUUACCUUUCACGUCGUCAAACUUACCGUCCAUCAUCCUCAUGGCCGCUUCUUGUGACGACGAUUUCUCUCUCUUAGCUGACGAUAACACCACCACCUCCGUCCCUCCUUUCUCUCACCGUUACAAGCCGCCGUUACAACGCUGUUCCAAAAAUAUCUCCGGCGAUGAUGACGUCGACGGUGACGUCGACGGUGAAGGAUACAGUGAUGUACAACCCUAUCAUAUAAAUCCUUACGACGAGAACGAUUCGAUUCCGUUCGAAAACGACGCCGUUGUUAACAGAUCUAACGAUAAACGAACGGAUCGAGUGAAUUUGUACGAAAAUGAUGCCGUUGUUGUUAACAGAUCUAACGAUAAACGUAUAGAUCGAGAAGAUAACAACUACAAGAGAUCGAAAAUCAGAGUGAAUCCGUUGGAUGUUUACGAGAACGAUUCGAAUCUGUUCGAAAACGACGUUGAUGUGAACGGAUCUAGGGUUAAUUCAUCGAACGAUAAGAGAAUCGUCGAUCGAGAAGAUAUUAGCGAUAACAACAAUUACAAGAGAUUGAAAAAUUUGUAUGAGAAUGAUUCAAUUCCGUUUGAAAACGAUAAACGUAUAGAUCGAGAGGAUAUAAGCGAUAACGGAACGAUAACGCCGUAUAAUAACAGCUACAAGAGAUCGAAACUCACGUCGAGUAGCGGGAGUGGAGAGUAUAGGAAGGAUCGAGAAGAAUGGAGCGAUACAGCGAUCGCGUGUUUACUGGAGGCGUAUAUGGAGAAAUUUGUGCAGUUGAAUAGAGGUAAUUUGCGAGGUAGAGAUUGGGAAGAAGUAGCGGCUAUGGUUAGUGAAAGGUGUGAGAAACAAUCGAAGAGUGUUGAACAGUGUAAGAAUAAAGUUGAUAAUUUGAAGAAGAGGUAUAAAUUGGAAAGGCAUAGGAUGAGUACUGGUGGGAUUACGAUGAGUCAUUGGCCGUGGUUUAAGCAAAUGGAACAGAUUGUUGGGAAUUCGGUAUCGGUGAAAGGUGGUGCUACGUCUGAGGAGGAAAAAACCAUCGUUGCGAUGAACAAUCCUGGUAUUAGCAGGCAAUCGAAAAGAUAUGGAACACCAGUGCCUGGUCCCAGCGGACAGAUUGUAAAGUCAAAAUCUUCUAUGGGUCCAAGGUGGAGAAGGGUAGUUCUUAAAAUUAGUGGUGCUGCACUAGCUGGAGCCACACCAAACACUAAUGAUCCGAACAACCUUGAUCCAAAGGUGGCAAUGCUAGUUGCUAGAGAAGUCUCAAUUGCUUGUCGUCUUGGUAUAGAGGUGGCAAUAGUUGUUGGCGGACGCAAUUUCUUUUGCGGAGACACAUGGGUAACUUCAACUGGAUUGGAUAGAUGUACUGCCUAUCAAAUUGGAAUGAUGGCAACUAUGAUGAAUUCCAUACUGCUACAGUCGGCAUUAGAGAAGGUGGGUGUGCAGACUCGUGUGCAAAGUACAUUUUCCAUGCCUGAGCUUGCUGAGCCAUACAGUAGGCAACGAGCUAUACGACAUCUUGAAAAAGGUAGAGUUGUGAUAUUUGGUGGUAUUGGAGCUGGCACGGGGAAUCCGCUCUUCUCUACAGAUACAGCUGCAGCACUCAGAGCUUCUGAAAUUCAUGCUGAUGCACUGCUCAAGGGUGCAAAUGUAGACGGUGUCUAUGUUUGUGACUCCCGAAAUAAUAGUGUUGCUGCUGAGCAUAUUUCCUAUAGGGAGCUGGGUUCCGGAGGAGAUUCCCCAUUGGAUAUGAUGGCUGUUACAUUAUGCGAGGAGAAUGCAAUUCCUGUUGUUAUUUUCAAUCUUCAUGGGUCUGGAAAUAUAUCAAGAGCGUUAUGUGGAGAGCAGCUGGGUACACUGAUCGAUCAAACAGGACGGGUUAGCUAGCGUUUUCUUGACGUAUGUGUGGCAUUUGCUUUCAUCACAGAACUCCGAGGUUAAUUUAUUAAAAACGAUAGAGAGAUUCACAGAGAGCAGCAUUGAGGCUGCAAUGGCCAUGGAAUUUCUGAGUUGAGCGCCCCAUGACCUAUACUCGGAUUUGUUUUAUAACAUGGGAAGGCGAUAAUUGGAUCUUACUUAAAACAGAUUAUUACAAAGAUUAAGAUAUCACCUAGUUUAUAGAACUGAUGAACUGUAUGUUGUAGUUUAGAUUUUCUUUCGACUGAACUUACUGGAAUAGUGUUAUAGGUUGGAUUAAACAUGUGUAGUGAGUUGAGUUAAUGUUCUUGGAAGGAAUAUACAUGCAGUUUUUGGGAUCUUUGAAGAUAUGCAAGUCGAUCCCUUUUAAUUUUGGUC
Molecule: messenger RNA, 2342 nt
Organism: Lycium barbarum (goji berry)
Lineage: Eukaryota; Viridiplantae; Streptophyta; Magnoliopsida; Solanales; Solanaceae
Exons: 7
Coding region: 96-1934 (612 amino acids)
Biological process (GO): UDP biosynthetic process
Cellular component (GO): cytoplasm
Molecular function (GO): UMP kinase activity
Source: RefSeq, a predicted model, not a curated record